Molecule: messenger RNA, 1254 nt
Organism: Caenorhabditis remanei
Lineage: Eukaryota; Metazoa; Nematoda; Chromadorea; Rhabditida; Rhabditidae
Exons: 9
Coding region: 1-1254 (417 amino acids)
Cellular component (GO): cytoplasm
Molecular function (GO): calcium-dependent phospholipid binding; calcium ion binding
Source: RefSeq, a predicted model, not a curated record
AUGCUCGUUUAUCAGUCAUCAUCUCAUUUCGUUGCUAAAUCGGAUAAUGCGGAUGUGGAUCAGAAAUUUUUCUCAUCUUUCUCGGAAAUGAGUGAUCGAAGUAUCAGCAUUGAAGUAACACGAGCGGAUCCUCGUGAUCGGACUCUCUCAACCGGAUCUUCUCUCGACUCGGAGAAUAGUCAUCGCUCUAAAAAUAUUCCAAUGAUUUACCAAAUGUACGAAUCUCAAUACGAAGAUCUUCGUGGUACCAUUUAUGGUCCCAGCUCACCGGAUUUCCAUCCGGUACAAGCUUCGGAAACCCUUCGUUCUUCUCUUCAUGGACUCGAAACCAAAGAUCAGACUAUCAUCAACACUGUCCUCUAUCAUAACAACUUUCAACGUCAAAAGAUCUUGGGAGCCUAUGAGGACAUGUAUAGCAGAAAACUGCUAGAAGACCUCGAAGAAGAAUGCGGUGGUUUCUUCUUUGAGAUGUGUCAAGCUCUCUUCAAACCAGCUCCGAAUUAUGACGCACAAUGCGUCUAUAAAUCUCUCUCAAAUCGUCACGGCGACCGUUCAGUUGCAAUUGAAAUCGCUUGUACUCGUUCACCACGUCAACUUCGCGCCCUUCGCGAUACGUAUCAAACGGAUUAUCGCAAAUCUCUUGAUAAGGAUAUCACAGUGAAGGUGGAGGGUGUCGUCGGAAAAAUGAUAGGUCUCUUGCUCUGCAACAAUCGGGAAGAGGGACUCGGAGUUCGUUUGAAUGAUGAGUUGGUCGACAAACAUGUUAAAAUAUUGUUGACUACAACGAUCGAUGAUAUUGCAAAAAAUGUGAACUUAUUCGAGGAACUGUUCAUCGGACAUUCCUGGAAACAUAUUGGAGCAGUUUUGGAUAAAGUGGAUGAGUCAAGGAAAGAUAUGCAAGAUAUUGAGACAGUCAUUCGACGAAACAAGAACAUUCAUUCCGAGAUUCGUUUGAUUCUUGCAACAAUCGCUCGUGUAUCACGAAACAUCCAAAUCUAUUUCGCUGAAAAACUCCGAGCAGCAAUGACCGCCGAACGUGUUGACCAGUCAACAAUCAUCAGAAUCUGCGUCAGUCGCAGUGAGAUUGACUUGCAAGACAUCUCACUUGAAUACAAACGCAAGUACCAGCGACCAUUGGAACACGACAUCUGUCAAACAACUUCUGGAGAGUACACACGAAUGAUUUGUACUCUUCUCAGCGGAUUCAAUAAUAUGGAGAACAGCUUUGCACCUACCCCGGAAUCAAUUGAAUAA